Trichoderma asperellum CBS 433.97 is the source of this 1477-nucleotide messenger RNA. RefSeq names its product putative secondary metabolism biosynthetic enzyme. NCBI's taxonomy places the organism in Eukaryota, Fungi, Ascomycota, Sordariomycetes, Hypocreales, Hypocreaceae. The record is from RefSeq and is a predicted model, not a curated record.
GUCCGUUUCAGCCCACGCCUUGCUCUCUAUUUAUUACCAUCCCAUACUCCAUUACUAUUUAGUUCAUCCUUUCCAUCCAACAUGUCACCUAGUAUCACGACGGAAAACGGCGAAUGUGCCUCCCAUCAUCUUAACGGGAAGACCGCAACGGAAGCCACGAAAUACAGCAAUGGAGCUGCCAAUCCUAGCGAGACUAUUCGUGAUGCGAUUGACACGGAACAAGUCCGAUCUCACUUUCCCAUUCUCAGCAGCGGAGAGACUGUUCUGUUCAACAAUGCGUCAGGGACUGUGAUACUGCGGGAUGCUGUCACGGCAGCGAGUGAUCGCAUGAAUGCUAUGCCACUGGACCGUGGAGACGGAGACCCUCGAAGUGACGCGGCACAAGCCGAAUAUGCCAAGAAUUGGAACGAGUGUGCGGCCUUCAUCAAUGCUGAGCCGUCGGAGAUUGCCUUCGGACCGUCCACAACUGCUUUGAUGCGGCUGUUAAGUCAGUCCAUACAACCAUAUCUCAACACAGACGCCGAAAUGGUCUGCUCUACCCUGUGUCAUGAAGCGGCUGCAGCUUCAUGGGUCCUUCUCGCCCGAAAUCUGGGCAUCACCAUUAAAUGGUGGACACCGUCACAAGACGAGACUGAUAGCCCUUGCCUGACGGUUGAGUCACUCAAGCCUCUUCUGACUCCCAAAACACGCCUCGUUACUUGUAACCACGUCUCCAAUGUGGUUGGAACAAUCCAUCCGAUUCGGGAGCUGGCCGACCUUGUUCAUACCAUCCCCGGCUGCAUGAUUGCUGUGGACGGAGUCGCCUGGGCUCCCCAUCGUCCCGUCGACGUCAAAGCACUUGACGUGGAUUUCUACUGCUUCAGCUGGUACAAAGUCUUUGGUCCACACCUGGCGCAGUUAUAUGCACACCGCCGCGCACAAGACCGUUACAUGAGCAGCAUCAACCAUUACUUCCUCGACCACUCCAGCCUUGACGGCAAACUUCACUUGGGCAAUGUUUGCUACGAGCUGGAAGCAAUGUGUGGCCCCAUAUCCAAGUAUUUGGGCAAUCUUGGGUGGGACGCCAUCAUCCAGCAGGAGACAGUCCUGACUAAAGUCUUUUUGGACUACUUGCUCAGCCGGCCCACGGUCUACCGAGUGUUUGGAAAGCGUACUGCAGAUCCAAGUCAACGCGUGUCAAUUGUGAUAUUCGAGGUACUUGGACGCAAGUCUAGUGAUGUUGUGAUGCAGAUUCAUGUUCGUGACAAAUUCCGGCUCUUAUGGGGUGAUGGUUGGGCACCGCGAGCAACAUUUGAUGUUCUGCGGCCUCACAGCGACGGGAUUAUUCGAGCCAGCUUUGUUCACUAUAACACGGUGAGCGAGGUUCUAGCAUUGUGUAAUGAGCUGGAGGAGGUAAUCUCCACUUGUAAUUAACAGCAGGUAGACCUAGUGCUUAACGCUUGUAAUAGAGAUGUUUGGUAAGAAUGUGAGACUGUGC